Molecule: messenger RNA, 1253 nt
Organism: Penaeus monodon (black tiger shrimp)
Lineage: Eukaryota; Metazoa; Arthropoda; Malacostraca; Decapoda; Penaeidae
Biological process (GO): SCF-dependent proteasomal ubiquitin-dependent protein catabolic process
Cellular component (GO): SCF ubiquitin ligase complex
Source: RefSeq, a predicted model, not a curated record
AGAGUUCUUAAUUUAGCAGACACAGAUGUGACUGACAUUGGUAUAUCAAGUUUAUGUCAUGACAUGAGGGUGUCUAAGAAAACACAUAUAUCAAGAUCUCUGCUGAAGAUGGAUCUAUAUGGAACAGUGGUAACUCCUAAAGGGAUUCAGUGUGCCUUGAUUAAUAUGCCAAAUUUAAAGGAGAUUGUGCAUUCUACUGUGUUAUUUUCUGUAUCAAAGUUAGUUGAAAGUAGACAGAGAAUGGCUGAGGAAGCAUCAGUCCUUGGUGGUGUCAUACCAGAGUUGGGGCCCCUGCAGCUACGGGCCUUGCAGAGCGAUGAAUUUGGCAGUGGAGCAUAUGGGGUCUUUGCAGAUGGAGAACACAUUGCCUCGGCCUUGAAGCAUCAUGGAGAGAGCUUACGACGUCUGCAUUUACAUAAUGUGCAGAAAGUUAAUGUAGAACUUAUAGGCCAUUUAUGCCCAGAACUGCACACUCUGGAGCUUGAUGGAAAUAAUACCUACUGUCAUAGUAACCUUGUAUCCAAAGAGUUCAAAAACAAAAAGGUCAAGCCAAAGUUCAGUCACCUCAAGAGUGUCAUCUUGAGCCGUGUUCCAAGUGAUAUCGUAGAAUCUAUAGAGUUCCAGAUCCCAGCAGAGUCCCUGAGACUAACACUUGGAUCCCCUCUGUUGGAAAAGGUUUCUGUGAUGGGUCAGGACUUUCUCACCAAUGAAAUUCUUUUAGACAUUAUGCAUACCACAAAACUUCCCCAUCUUGGUUUUCUUAGUUUUACACUCUGCAAUAACAUAGACAGUGCCCCAAUUUGGACAUUACUUCAUCUGAAUAACCCACUUUCUGAGCUAAAUCUUAUUGAUUGUCAAGAGAUAACAUUUGGUGAUUAUAAUGGGUUCAAGAAGUAUGUGAAGAAAAACAAACUUACAUUAAAAAUUUCAUGGGCAUGAUGUGCUUACUAAUGAAAAAUGUGUGUAAGUGAACAAUAGCAGAAAUUAUCAUGUAGAAAGGAGAAGACAACAUACCCUUUCUAUGAAAAUCGACAAGUGAAAAGAGUGGUGAUAGUAAGAUAAACAGAUUUUAAUAUUCUUUUAUAGAAAAUUGGCAUUUGUGAAUUUUUUUGUUAUUAAUAUUUAUUUUGUUAUUAAUAAGAGAUGUGAUUGUACAGAAUAUUGAUUAAAUCACAAGGAUAAAUAUAUUUACUCGCACUUGCAGUCACAUUCAUACUCAUCAUCAUAUUUCUGCUCAGACUCCUAAACUUUGA